This is a messenger RNA of Nilaparvata lugens (brown planthopper), 1419 nucleotides long. RefSeq lists its product as uncharacterized. The record is from RefSeq and is a predicted model, not a curated record. Bases 263 to 1357 code for a protein of 364 amino acids. Gene Ontology annotation, molecular function: zinc ion binding. Lineage: Eukaryota; Metazoa; Arthropoda; Insecta; Hemiptera; Delphacidae. The transcript is spliced from 6 exons. Gene Ontology annotation, cellular component: nucleus.
AUGCCUGCCUUAACCAUCUCCUCAUGCCCUUUGCGAGCUCUGUCAUUUUCAUUUAUAUUAACCAAGCUAAAAAUACGGAGACCGAUAUCGGUAGGAAAAUGUUUUUAGUUAUUGUGAGUGAAUAAUACAACAAAACACAGCGGUUUCAUACAAAAUAUUAACCUACAAAGUUUGUUGUAACAAGGUGUUUUACAAGAAUUAAUUUGAGAAAGUUCACCAGCUAAAUAUAAUAUUGUAAAAGUAUUCUGUUGUAGGGGAAAUAAUGGCGUCAGUGAAUAUUUCCGAAUUUCAUGAUCUAUGUAGAAUAUGUGGAAACAAAACCAGUGUUCUUAUGGGAUUACAUAUAUUUGAAAGAGAAGGCGAACUGAGACAGAUUCAUAAGAAAAUCAUGGAAUGUCUUCCUAUCAAGGUAUUGAAUAACGAUAUAUUACCGAAAAUGGUAUGCGAAGAAUGUGUCUAUAAGCUUGACCUUCUCUACGAUUUUCGAGCAAAUAGUCUCAAAACUGAUACCGUUUUAAAUGGGUUAUUGAAGGAAAUACCGUCAAAUCAGAACUUGGACAAAGAUCUCAAAUCGACCGUUGAGAUUUCCCAGUUGAAUUUGUCCAAUACUAUCGAUAAGACGUCGACGUCUGAUACAAAAUUGGGCAUAGUGGCUAACCCCCAACCGCAACCGCCAGCCACUACUCGGCUAAUUAUCAGCAACGUCACUACUGUGUCGAGCAAUUUCAAAAAGGAGCCCGACAUCCUGAUCAAAGUGGAGGAGAUGGCCGCUGGCGGCAGCUGCAUUGAUUCGGCAAGUCGGGCUAACAAUGCAAACUCGGAGGAGGCCAACUGCUCUGAGUUGGACGACUCUGUUAGCUGCUGUGACGAAUCUGAGGACGAGUUUACAGCUGCUACGUCACAAACGCCUACAGAUGCACUGGUGAUCGACAUGAAGCAGACGCCGGAGAAAAUCACCUCGACGCCGUCGUUUGCCCAGAGCGACGAGUUUCUAGUGCAGGACCAGCAGACGUCCGUCCAAAGCGACGAGUUCCUAGUGCCAGACCAGCAGACGUCCGCCUGGUUCUUCUGCAACAUCUGCGGCAAAACGUACAGCAGCAAGGAGGAGUUCAACGUCCACUACGAGGUGCAUUGGAACAAGUGUCACGAUUGUGGCGCGAUAUUCACAGAUGAAGAGGCAUUGUUGGCGCAUCGCAAACAGGUGCACAUUGCACCACCAACCCAAACCACCACCACCACAACCUUGGAUAAUAAUGGUGUCGGUGCUGGUGCUGGUGCUAAGGUUGAGGGUAAUGAGGAGAAGGCUGAGGAGGAGGGGAGUAAGAAGCCAGCGGCGGGAGGAGGAGGGGGGAUCUAAGCAGUGUCCAGUUUGCGGCAAAUCGUACCGCACCAACUACAAGCUGAACGAACACAUGCGGC